CACAUAACGUGUAUUCGUUACACACGUAUUCUGUUUUAACACAUCAGAGUUCACGAGGUCAAACAACAUUAAUUACCCUUCUUAAGCAAAGAAAAGUAAUGUGUAUAUUGUACAGAGAAUAAAAAAAGAUGACAAAGAAAAUCCUCAUAACUGGAGCAUCUGGUCUCCUUGGUAGAGAUUGUUUGAAGGUUUUUUCACAAGACCCAGAAUGGACAAGUCUUGGACUGGCAUUCUCCAGGAAAGGAGAACACCUAAAGAGGGUGGAUUUAACAGACUCAGAACAAGUAGCAGCGGUGGUUAAAGAGUUUCAGCCCACUGUGAUUCUCCAUGCAGCAGCAGAAAGGAGACCUGAUGUGGUAGAACUUGAGGAAGAUAAAACAAAGAAAAUAAAUGUUGAUGCCACAAGAAGACUGUGUGAUCUUGCAAAUGCAACAGGUGCAUAUGUUCUGUUCAUAAGCACAGAUUAUGUUUUUGAUGGGUCAAAUGCACCAUACAAACCCACUGACAAACCCAACCCAUUAAAUAAAUAUGGUCUCAGUAAAGCAGAGGGCGAGAAAGUAGUUUUAGAGUCCAAUCCAGGCAAUGUAGUGUUGAGAGUACCAGUGUUGUAUGGGGCUGUUGAAACACUGGAUGAAAGCGCUGUCACCGUCCUUUUCAGCAAGGUUAAAGAUCCUAGCAGGCCAGCAGAGAUGAAUCAUUAUGAGCGGCGUUACCCAACAUUUUGUCCAGAUGUAGCAGAGGCUAUAAAAGUACUAGUUGAGAGCAAAGCCAAAAAUUCAGAACUGUCAGGAAUUUUCCACUGGAGCGGAACCCAAAUGAUGACCAAGUACGAUAUGGCCUUAGCAAUGGCAGAGCUGUAUGGGAUACCAACCAAUCACAUUGUAGCCGACACCAAACCAGCCUCUGGUACGCCCCGCCCAUUUGACUGUCACCUAGACUGCUCCAGAAUGGAAGCGUUAGGCAUCUCCAAAAGGACACCUUUCAAAGUUGGAAUUAAAGAAGCCUUAGAGAAAUUUUACCCCUAGUUUAAUGUAUUCAUAUGUUCUUGUUAAAUCUUUUUAAAAUAUAUUAUUCUCUGUUUGCAAAUUAUUAAAUGGGUCAUAUCUGAUCUCACAUUGGGCUUAAAGAUGUCUUUUUAUGGUGGUAAAAAAGUACAUCUUUAAAAGUAAAAAAAAAAAACAUAUGGGCAUGAAGUUUUAUUUUCAUUCAUGUUAUAAUUAUAGUUUUUGUUAAUUUUAUAAGGCUUAAAGUCUU
Molecule: messenger RNA, 1254 nt
Organism: Physella acuta
Lineage: Eukaryota; Metazoa; Mollusca; Gastropoda; Physidae
Product: methionine adenosyltransferase 2 subunit beta-like
Biological process (GO): S-adenosylmethionine biosynthetic process
Cellular component (GO): methionine adenosyltransferase complex
Molecular function (GO): methionine adenosyltransferase regulator activity
Source: RefSeq, a predicted model, not a curated record